CACCUACUGUGAGGAGAUAAAAUUCAACGACAGCACGAGUCUUGCCUCCAGUUCGUUCCGUCCCAACAUUUUGACUGUUUUUAUUGUACAUGGAUUCGCUCAAGACCCGUCUUAUUACAUGUACAAAGUUAAAGAUGCAUAUCUCCACGCGAAUCUUCCUCUCAACGUAAUCAUGGUGGACUAUGGAGACUUGACUAAAUUUAAUGGGUCAUCAUUAAUCACCGUUGCUUCGGCGUACGUACAAUCAGUCAAGAAUGUACCUCGGGUGGGGGCUAGAAUUGCCGAAUUUAUAAGUUUCCUCAUACAAAAUAACGUUUUGUCGUUAAAUUUGGUCCACGUGGUGGCUGUUUCGAUGGGAUGUCAUGUAUCUGGGGAAGUGGGGAAUCAUAUCAAAAAAUUAUAUGGUGGCCAGCCAAUUGCCAGAAUUACGGGACUUGACCCAGCUGGGCCUUUGUUUGAGGGGCCAAUAAGUUUUCGGGCGCUCGAGAAAUGGGAUGCUGCAUUUGUUGAUGUCAUUCACACCAAUCUUUUCGGCUACGGGACAACAUUGGUGGAUGGUUUAGCAAAUUUUUAUGCGAAUGGCGGUAUAACUCAACCUGGAUGUCCAGAUGGUCCAGUGGGUACGUGCAGUCAUGGGUAUUCCGUCGAUUUAUACGCUGCUUCUAUUACGACACCAUUCAUCGCGUGUUCGUGCCUACUACCACUCUUCAAUUGGAAUCCAGUCACUACAUCGAACUGCUUAAGCCCGUGCCAAAAUCCGACCUACGUUGGGCCCUACUGUUCCUCUGAGGCAAGAGGGAAAUUUUACGUUACAACGCCAAAAUUCAAUGUGACUUGUGAAUGUAGUUUUGGUUUUGAUAAGCUAAUUGGUUGAGUGGUUAAGAGGAGUCCAAUGUUUCGAACGGUUUGUUGUUCUUCGAGAACGAAUAACUUUGUGACGUAUGUAUAUUGACAUCGUCUGAAGAUAACUAACGAACUUUAAACGUCGAUUCUAAGGACACGAAGAAAUAACAAGUACCCUCAAUAUAUGUAAAAUGAAUGUAGAUGAAAACCACACCAAGUGUACUACAAAACUCUUUUCCAUAUUUAGCGUGAGGCAGAGUGAGAUUCGGGUUCUGGUGGGUAUCCACAACCAUCGCGCGUCAGUGCCGUAUCCGUCUAACUUUGUCGCACUCACUCAAUCAUGCGUCUUAUUUAAUUAACCAUACUGGGCUACUUAAAUGUUGUCUUAUUAAAAUACAAAAAAACUUAAAUGUUGGUAUAUCAUUAGCCCUCGUUUGUUACGGCACUUGCCGUAUAAGCCCCUCCCUUAGAAACUUGGACCCCAAAAAUCUCACGGUCCCACCCAUUUCUCGUCGGGCAACAAAAGCUGAAAAUGUAGCCCUUCAUAAGGAGAAAAUUCUGGCAUCAGGUUGUCAGCCGAGAAAUGGCUGGGACCAUGACUUUUUUAAGGAUUUAUGUGUAUGCAAAAAAACCGCCAAUUUUCGAAUUUUGAAACUCUUGAUGCAUCAAAAUGUUCGUAUUCCAGGGGGAAGUCAAAUUGCAAAUGCAAGUUGGGGUCUUAUUCUUUUAGUGCCGAGCGUACAUUGACUUUAUCAUUUUUCACAAUUUCCUUUAACAAUGUUUGAAGGGGGGGUGGUUGCAUAUAAUUCGAAAAUACCUAGGGUAUAUUAUGUUUCUACCCAAAAAUAAAUUUUGGAUUUUUCUGGGAAAUUCGGUGAAAUCGACGCGAAAAGAGCUUGUACUUUUGGCUCAUUUUGUACCUGUAAUAUAUUUAUUUAUCUAUGUAUAAUGAAUUUAGAAAAACGUAUUCUGAAGUUAUCUUGACUUAAAUUUGUAGUGCGUGUU
Messenger RNA from Folsomia candida, 1848 nucleotides. Its product is annotated as endothelial lipase. The record is from RefSeq and is a predicted model, not a curated record. Gene Ontology annotation, molecular function: lipase activity. Lineage: Eukaryota; Metazoa; Arthropoda; Collembola; Entomobryomorpha; Isotomidae. The transcript has 7 exons. Bases 119 to 874 code for a protein of 251 amino acids.